CCCCACAGCAGGAGAACGAGCAGCUCGUCUCAUUCCGCCGCUUCCUCAGCAUCCAUCGCAGAGGAGCGAGCCGCAGAAAACACAAACUGGAGAGAAAGAAAGGAUCAAAUCCACUGAUGAGGGAGGAUACUACGGAAAAGAAGACAUAAUUCAGGCUCACUGGCAUCCACUGUCACAUGUCACAGCUUUGGUAGAGGUGCGUGAAAGUUUCCAUCCUUAAAAGAGAGGAGGGGGGACACCCUCCUCUUGAUGUGGGGAUGAAGAGCAGAUGCUGAAUUUCCCUCUGAAGGCAGGAGAAGAGCUGCUGAACAGAGGACCGGCUGGAUUCGCUGCUAGUUUCUCCUGUUUUCCUCCUGCUCAGUUUUUCCCUUCACCAUUCUUUCAGAAGAAUACAUGACAUUACUUCAGGCUGGAAUAUCACAGUGGAAAUCGUCUCCAACCAGGAAAGUAUAAGGGAGUGGAUUAUACACAGGUUGAGUGAAGGACAUGUUUCCCAGUAAAAGUAAGUUGUGAUCAGAAGAAGCUCUAAAUGUGGCUCUGAUUCUGAGACUCUGAGGAUUUUCACCUUUUCUGUGGAGCAGCACUGAGCUCUCUGACGGCUUAUCUUGGACUAUUGGAGUUUGGAUAAUAUUGGAAGAGUAACUCUGCAUGUGCAGCUGUCAACUCUUUCUCCUGGGAAGAAGCAGAAAUGUUCUUCACCUUCAUACGUGAGAUGCCUGGGAGUAAGUGACCUGUGAAUAGAGUCGCUCUGGGGAUUUUCUAAAGGACUUCUUGAUUCUGUAACAUUGUUGGAACAUCGGACGUUACAAAGGCCAGGAGAUAAAAGAGCAAAAGUCGAAGCAGAAAGAGCAGAAGAAGAGAGAAGAACAGAGCAUGGCUGAGAGGAUGAUUGCUUCUGAAAGUGAACCGUGACAGAAUGGUGGACUGUAUGAACAAAGUCAUGCUGCACACGGUCGUCUCAUGCUGGCAGCCAUUCCUUGGACUGGUACUGGUGGCCGCCUUUGUGGGCUCUUCUCUAGGAUGUCCCUCACGCUGCGAGUGCUCGGCUCAGACCAAGGCCGUCGUCUGCCACCGCAAGCGAAUGCCCACCAUCCCAGAUGGCAUCCCGACCGAGACCAGGAUCCUGGACCUGAGUAAAAACAAGCUGACAAUGAUCAACCCUGAUGACUUUAUUAACUUCCCUGGACUGGAGGAACUGGACCUGAGUGGGAACCUGAUCAGCUACGUCGAGCCUGGAGCUUUUAACGCCUUGUUUAACAUGCACUCACUCAGUCUGAAGAGCAACCGAAUCAAGCUCAUCCCUCUGGGGGUUUUCACAGCCCUGACCAAUCUAACCCAACUGGAUAUAAGUGACAACAAGAUCGUCAUUCUUUUGGAUUAUAUGUUCCAGGAUUUACAUAAUCUGAGGUCUUUGGAAGUGGGAGACAACGACCUGGUUUAUAUUUCUCACCGUGCGUUCAGCGGACUCCUGAGCCUGGAGGAAUUGACCUUAGAACGAUGCAACCUUACAGUUGUACCCACCGAGGCGCUCUCUCACCUGCACAACCUGGUCAGCCUUCAUCUCCGUUACCUCAGCAUUAGCACUUUGCAUCCGUACUCCUUCAAAAAGCUGUUCCGGCUGCGGCAUUUAGAAAUCGAUAACUGGCCUUCACUGGACCACGUGCCAGUGAAUACCCUCCAUGGCCUGAACCUGACCACAUUGUUCAUAACCAACACCAACCUGUCCUCCUUCCCCUACCAAGCCCUGAAGCACCUGCCCUACCUGACCCACCUCAACCUGUCCUUCAACCGGAUCCGCCACAUCGAAGGAGGGAUGCUGAUGGAGCUGGUUCGGUUGCGAGAGUUGCAUCUAGUGGGAGCUCAGCUGACCACCAUCGAUCCGUACGCCUUUCAAGGCCUACGGGGUCUCAAGGUGCUCAACGUCUCCCACAACCGCCUGGACACCCUGGAAAAGGGUGUGUUCCAGUCGCCCGAGGCUCUGGAGGUCCUUCUGAUCGACAACAACCCCUUGGUGUGUGACUGUCGUCUCAUGUGGAUCCUGCAGAAAAAGCACUCCAUUUUGUUUGGAGACUCGCAGCCUGAAUGCAGCACACCCGAGGGGAUCCGUGGUCGGCCUUUCAAGGAGUUCAAGGAGGCGCUCCUGUCUUAUUACGUAACAUGCACCAAGCCAAAAAUUCGCGAGAAUAAAACCCAAACAAUUACAGUGGAUGAGGGCCAGCAGGCGAUGCUGCGCUGCAGCGCCGAAGGGACGCCGAGGCCGAGCGUGUCGUGGCUGUCCCCACGUCGACGAGUACUGACGAGUCGGAACCACGGACGACUGAUGGUGCACAACAACGGCACAUUAGAGAUCAAGUCUGCAGAGAUACAAGACAGUGGCGUGUACCUCUGCCUGGCCUCCAACACUGCGGGAAAUGACACCCUGAUGGCUUCAUUAGCGGUGAAAAGUCUGGGGUCGCUGUACGCCAACAGGACCCAGCAUUACACAGACCCAAACAACGCCACUGCCAAUGAAACGGCCAACAUUUCCCUUGGUCUGGACCUGAAGACUAUUUUAGUGUCCACCGCUAUGGGCUGCUUCACCUUUCUGGGAGUGGUCUUGUUUUGCUUCCUGCUCCUUUUCGUGUGGAGCAGAGGAAAAGGAAAACAUAAAAACAACAUCGACGUUGAAUAUGUACCUCGGUCAAAGUCCAACGGUACCAAUGUUGAUUCAGCAGAGGGACAGGCUGGUCCGCGCCGUUUUAACAUGAAAAUGAUGUAAGUUAAACACACAUAUAUAUAAAAGAGAGACAGAAGAGGACUGGAUUGUGGACACAGCUGGAGUAUAAAGUAUUUUUUUGAAAAUAGAACGACAGAAUGAAAGUGGUUGUGAAACUUUUUAGGCUAUCUAGCAUAAAGGGACAUUCUGUAAAUCACUGGAUUGACGCCGAGUUCAGCAGCGAGAAGCACAUUACACGUCUUACAUAACUGCCAGCUGGCAACUUCUCAGAAGAGGCAUGGAAACAGCUGUUGCCAUGGGGACCUAAAGGCAAAAGGUGUCAUGUAUUAACUUUUUGAAAUUUGUAUGUACAAAAAGAAGCCCUUAGUUUUGGGUUGACUACAGACUCAUCUACACAAUGUACAGUAUGAAUUUGUAUCUAAGCUAUUAACCUACUUUGUUUAGUCCUGCGCCAUGCUUAUUCGCUGAACAACGAGAGAGACCCUGAGUCCUUCUGUUCAGGAUGUUUACUGAAUGCUUCAUUAUGUACCUGUGUGGAUAUUCAUUCAACAGAACUAUUCAUAGCAAUAUUCAUGGGAUACAUUAGCCAAAAUUGCAACCCCACAAGUUCAGCAAGAACGAGUUUCCAUUGAUUUAGGAAGGGCUUCUCCUCUACGGCUGAGUUUCUGUCCCUGUGCCCCGAUUGCCACCUGGAUAAUAUGAAACAUAUAGAAUUUACUAAUAAUAAAUAUUUAUGGAAAAUGUUGAUAAUUUUUGCAAAAGCCAACGCUCUAACACUGUUCAGGACCUAACACGAACCUUUGAUCAUCCUGAAAACGGCCUAGUCCAGGUCACAAACCACCUUUUUGUCCUAUUUUUGUCUUUUUUUACUUUAACUGUAUCUUUGCUGGUUGGCUAACUACAUGUGUCAGUUUUACAAAAGUGACAUCUGCAUCAUUUUCCCCUGUAGAAAAUUUGGACUUUGUUGUGGUAGUUCUUCAUUUUGUUGUUGAAUCAUUUAGAUUGUAAAAACUACAAAAAAGUAAAAGUUGAAAAAAUGUAUGUGAAAUAAAUGAAUAUGUAUUUGUACCUAUGUGUCAGAUUAUUCCUGCUAAUAUUUCUAACAUUAUGCUGGAUUGAGUUUACAGUUUGUCGCUGCAUCAUAUAGAUAUCAGACACAGGAUGUGCAACUCUGCAGAUUUCAGUCUCAGAUUCUCUAUUUUCCUUUGCAGGUUUACCUCACUGAUAAUAUCUAAAGUACUAUAAAAUGAC
Messenger RNA from Poecilia reticulata (guppy), 3967 nucleotides. It is a transcript of the gene lingo2, whose product is annotated as leucine rich repeat and Ig domain containing 2. Gene Ontology annotation, cellular component: plasma membrane. Gene Ontology annotation, molecular function: protein binding. Lineage: Eukaryota; Metazoa; Chordata; Actinopteri; Cyprinodontiformes; Poeciliidae. The record is from RefSeq and is a predicted model, not a curated record.